Messenger RNA from Sesamum indicum (sesame), 1050 nucleotides. It is a transcript of the gene ARA7, whose product is annotated as Ras-related small GTP-binding family protein. The record is from RefSeq and is a predicted model, not a curated record. Gene Ontology annotation, molecular function: GTP binding; GTPase activity. NCBI's taxonomy places the organism in Eukaryota, Viridiplantae, Streptophyta, Magnoliopsida, Lamiales, Pedaliaceae.
ACUCCAAUUCAUUUUAAUAUCCCUUUCCACAUUUCCUUCACAUCCGACUCCCCUCUUUCUUCUCGUCAACUCAUACCCAAACGCAAACCCUCAUCUAAUUCUUUUGUUUUUAAUUCGAAAAUCAAGUCGAAGUUUCAUUUCUUUCGCAAUUUUAUUUUAUUGAAUUGUGCCUGAAUUUGGUUGAUGGCAUCCAGCGGAAACAAGAACAUCAGCGCCAAGCUGGUGCUCCUUGGAGAUGUUGGAGCCGGAAAAUCUAGUUUAGUAUUGCGUUUUGUGAAAGGGCAAUUUGUUGAAUUUCAGGAAUCGACCAUAGGGGCUGCCUUCUUUUCACAAACAGUUGCUGUGAAUGAUGCAACUGUAAAAUUUGAAAUAUGGGAUACGGCAGGUCAGGAAAGAUACCACAGCUUAGCUCCAAUGUAUUAUAGGGGAGCUGCUGCAGCGAUUAUUGUCUAUGAUAUUACAAACCAGGCCUCAUUUGAUCGGGCCAAGAAAUGGGUUCAAGAGCUUCAAGCACAAGGUAACCCAAACAUGGUUAUGGCACUUGCUGGGAAUAAAUCAGAUUUGUUGGAUGGAAGAAAGGUUGCAGCAGAGGAAGCACAAACUUAUGCUCAGGAGAAUGGUCUUUUCUUUAUGGAAACAUCUGCAAAAACAGCAACAAAUGUCAAUGACUUAUUUUAUGAGAUAGCAAAAAGAUUGCCCCGACUACAGCCAGCACCAAACCCAUCAGGUAUGGUCCUUGUGGAUCGACCAGCAGAGAGGGCAACCUCUACUUCCUGUUGCGGUUAAUGUUGAUGCCUUUGUCUCACCAUAACAAGUGUACAAGUAUAAAUCAUGUUGCGAUGUGUCCAUAAAAUACUGAAGUUACUGUCUAGCGUUGGAUUGUUGAGAUUUGUACAGGAGCUAAACUUUCAGUAUGUAUUUCACAAUGAUUGAAGUGUCUGUUUGACUGUAAUUUGAUAUGUUACUGAAUCAAUUAUCAUUAAUCAGAGAGUACGAGUCAUUCGUAUUCGAUCUUCCACUGACUCUGCAGUUGGGACUUUUAUGUGGCAA